GAAACCCGGAGCACGUAGCAACAACUGAGCCAAUGUGCUCUACCGCGAUCCGUCCUACCAACUGCGGUGCCUGGCAACAGAAAAAGACGUGAUGACGUCCACUCCAGAUUGCGUAUUAUGGGAUGUGCGGAAUUAAACAACCCGGACAAGACACGGGGAAGCCAAAAAUAAUAAAAGAGACAGAAAUAAACGAGGUGCAUGGUCAAUCAUGGAGCUCUCGGCUGUUGGUGAGAGCGUCUUCGCAGCCGAGUCCAUCAUUAAACGGCGGAUCAGACGGGGUCGCUGGGAAUAUCUCGUGAAAUGGAAGGGCUGGUCUCAGAAGUACAGUACUUGGGAGCCGGAGGAAAACAUUCUGGAUGCACGUCUCUUCGCUGCCUUCGAGGAGAGGGAGCGCGAAAGGGAGCUUUUUGGGCCGAAAAAGAGGGGACCCAAACCCGAGACAUUUCUCUUGAAGGCCAAAGCCAAAGAAAGGACGUGUGAAUUUAGAAGAGAGGCUCCCAGAGGGAUCCAGGUUUCCUAUCCAGUCCCGGAGCAUGUCAUAACACCGAGGGCCCGGGAGGGUUUACGCGCCGUGGUUCCCACAAUCUUCCCACCGAGCGCGGUCAACAGAGGGGAAAGUGUCCACGUCCGACCACCGGAGCCAGAGAGGAGGCCCAGGCCGACUCCACCAGCUGCUCUGACAGUCCAAGAAUCCUUCCGGUUCCCCAAAAAACGAGGGCGCAAACCGAAGCUGCAUUCACAUUAUAAUCAAGAUGAAAGGGGCAGCUCAGCAGAGCCGGACACCAAGCGGAGCAGGCUACCGGAGGAGCCGGUGUCAUACGGUUUGUCCAAAAUGCCCCGACGCUUGCAUCAUCACGGAGGGACAUCAGAUCACAGCCUCGUCCAGCUGACAAAGAGGUUUCAGGAGAAGACCACGAUAACACCCAAAUCCAGCAGCGAGCAGAGACACGCAGGGUUGUCUUACAGCUGCGCAUUCAGUCCAGAUGUGCGUGAUCAGGGGGGACACAGGACUAGUUGUUUGACCAGGAUGUCUCCUCAGCCCAGAAAGAUGAAGCUCUCUGCAGAACAGCGCAGACACCAGGUGAAGGAGUGCUGUCUGCCCCGGGAACAACCUGCUGUCAUCUCCACACAGUCCGAGUCCAUCCACGAUUCGUCCACGCGACCAGCCUCGUCCUGGACCCCCUGUUUCACCAACGUGGACUCUGUGACCGUGACAGAUGUCACCAUGAACUUCUUGACAGUCACCGUGAGAGAGAGCAGCACAGACAAAGGCUUUUUCAGAGAGAAAAGAUGAGUAUGCGCUUUGGAUAUAAGUCAGCGAAAGCUAAUAUAUGUAUAACAAGCUACUAACUAACACGCCUACUGUAAUACUAUAUUUUUCUAUGUAACUUUCAAACGUGUAUAUACAAAUAUUUAAAACGCUGCUGGGCAAAUUAAAAAUGAAACACAUGA
Molecule: messenger RNA, 1452 nt
Organism: Siniperca chuatsi (mandarin fish)
Lineage: Eukaryota; Metazoa; Chordata; Actinopteri; Centrarchiformes; Sinipercidae
Gene: cbx8a
Product: chromobox homolog 8a (Pc class homolog, Drosophila)
Exons: 5
Coding region: 209-1294 (361 amino acids)
Source: RefSeq, a predicted model, not a curated record